This is a messenger RNA of Passer domesticus (house sparrow), 1020 nucleotides long. RefSeq names its product translational activator of cytochrome c oxidase 1. The transcript is spliced from 5 exons. Bases 92 to 1003 code for a protein of 303 amino acids. NCBI's taxonomy places the organism in Eukaryota, Metazoa, Chordata, Aves, Passeriformes, Passeridae. Gene Ontology annotation, cellular component: mitochondrion. The record is from RefSeq and is a predicted model, not a curated record.
UGCAAAUCACCGCGCUCCCCACAGUGCCCCGCGGCAGAACCGGAAGUGGAGCCGCCGUGAGGGCAGUGAAGGAGGAAGGAGCCGCCACAAGAUGGCGGCGCUGGGGCUGCGGGCCCCGCGGCUCCUCGGGGCCCCGCGGCUGCUCCGGGCCCCGCUCCGCGGCUCCCCCGGCGCCCCCCGGUGCCCGCCGGCCCUCACGGGGCUCCCGGGGACCCCCGGGGCGCUGCCGGCGGCGCCGGCGCGGGCCAUGGCCGGGCACAACCGCUGGUCCAAGGUGCGCAACGUGAAGGGGCCGCGGGACGCGGAGCGGAGCCGCCUGUGGGAGAAGAUGGCGCGGAUGCUGCGGGCGGCCGCCAGAGAGGGCGGCGCGGAUCCGUCGCUGAACGCCGGCCUGGCCGCGGUGGUGGCGCAGUGCCGGACACUGAACGUGCCCAAGGCCACCAUCGAGGGGGCGCUGCGGUCAGUCAGGGAGCGUCCGGCCGGGGCCUCGCGGGUGCUGCUGACCGCUCGGGGCCCGGGGGGGUCACUCGUGCUGCUGGACGUCCGAACCGACAACGUCCGGCGCAGCCAGGCCGAGCUCCGGACACUGCUGGGCCGCCACGGGGCCGCGCUGAGCGAUGACCGGCACGCCUUCGCGGCCGUGGGCGUGGUGCGAGUGUCCGGCCGGACGCUGCCCAUGGAGGCGGCGCUGGAGGCGGCCGCAGCGGCCGGAGCCCAGGACGUGCUGGCCGGAGAGCAGGCCGAGCUCCAGUUCCUGUGCGACCCCUCGGCCCUGGGCAGCGUCCGGCAGCGCCUGGCGGCCGCGGGGCUCCGGCCGCUCUCGGCCGAGCUGGAGUUCCGGCCGCGGUCAGCGCUGGCGCUGCCGGACGCCCCUCGGGCCGCGGCCGAGCGGCUGCUGCGGGCUCUGGCCGAGCGGCCGGACGUCGCCCGGCUCUUCCACAACCUGCAGGACGCGCCCGCGGUCACUCCCGGCGGUCACUCGGCUCCGGCCGCCGGGCAAUAAAGGCCUGAGAGGCGGGA